AUGGUGUUGCGGACGACGACGACCACCACGCCGCUGCCGACGCAGCAGCAGCGUCACCCGUCACAGCAGAGCUACUUCCAUGCGAACGUGACGGCGCUGCGGAGCCUGCAGCACCGGAUGCAGCUGCGGGCAGAAGCGGCGCAGGUGCUGCACACUGAUCCAUCAUCUCCUUCGCUCGGUAAAAGUGGCUCAUCAGCGUCCCCAGCACAGCACCGCCACUGCCAAUGCGGCGCUGCUCGUCCUGCGGCAUUGUCUUCCUCUCCAAAGCCGACCGUAACACAAACAACACCAGCAGGCCCUGGCGCGCCCUUCUCUCAUUGGUCACCACAGCUGCACGCGGCUGUUUUACGAGUCGCAGACUUGGGUGAGGUGGAUAUCACCGCCGGGGCGUGCUGCACGGCGCGGGGAACGACGCGGCGAACAGCAACGGCGCAACUGCCAGAGAUGAGCCACCUUGGCAGUGUAGUCGGUAACGGAGAAGGCGUGCCAGCUGCAGGAAGCUCGUCAGGGGGGUGCGGCGCCUGCACAUGUCGAGGCUGCGGCUGUCUCGACGGGCCCAACGCGAGUAGGGACGAACAGCAGUGCCGCAAUCACCGCCGACAUCGUAGCAGUCAUCGCAAGCGGCACGGCCGCAGCAGCAGCAGAAGGCGCCGUGAUGGCUCGGCCGGCUCCUGCCCGCCUUCUUCUCCCGGUCCGUCCAAGUCCCCCACCGCAACAACGGCUCGGCUGCCAAGCGCCGUUUCACUCCUUGCGACGGCUUCCAACGCGUCACCAGUUGCGUCUCCGUUUCGUGACCAGGAAGUGCUGGAGCGCAUCAUGGCCAAGUACCGCACCCCUCCAACACCGCCCACGGAGUCAGCACAACAGCAGCCGCUGCAUAUCUUCCUCCAUUGCGAAUGUGAAAAGACGGGAGCAGCGCCUGGUGUCACAGCAUUGACGGGGACUUCUGCCUCAGCAGCCGCAGCAGUGGCACCAGGGCUGGCAGCGAAGACAGCGACAGCCUCCACUCCUGCCUCACCCCCGCCACCAGCCGCAUCCGCCCCUCCACCACCACCAGCCGCAUCCGUCCCUCCGCCACCACCAGCCGCAUCUGUCCCUCCGCCACCACCAGCCGUGUCCGUUCCGCCACCACCACGAGCCAUGUCUAUCCCCCUACCGCCACCAGCCGCAUCCAUCCCUCCGCCACUACCAGCCGUGUCCGUCCCACCACCACCACCAGCCGCAUCCGUCCCUCCGCCACUACCAGCCGUGUCCGUCCCACCACCACCGCGGAGCGCGUCUGCGCUUAAAACCCCGCCGGCGAUCGCCGGCGCACGGUCGAGGUCGCGGUCUCCUACUGCGCCGACCCACUCCGCGAUAGACAAGGAGCGGCAGAUGCUGCUGGAGAAGGCUGACAAAUACGUCUGGCAACUCGAACAGGAGGUGCAGCACCGCGCCCUUCAUUAUAACGUCGUGCUGCAGCAGCUAGCGGAGGAGGAAGCACGCAGCGCAGCGCUACGCCACGACCGCGACGCACUCCUGGCACUUAAUGGCGGCCUGCAAGCCUCUCUGGACUACACUCGAGGUAGCAGCAACUCACGGAGGCGAUACCGGCACGGACACUCUACCUCCUCCUCCUCUACGUCAACUUGUGAAGCGACGGCAAUGCCAUCGCCUCAGGGUGUAAUUGAAUCAAACAAAAAAAGUCUGCCACCGUCACAGCAACAGCAGCAGCAGUCGGUGCGUCGUCUCCCACCAGCGGUUGAAUCUGUCUACGCCUCUCUGCAGACCCCCGCGGAUGGUGCUGCAGCAGCAGCACCAUCGGCAGCGCCGUCAACAUCUACCACCUCUGUGCCAGCACCCACCGCAACUGCGGCAGCAGAAGGUCGUGCGAGCGCCACACAAGAAGUGCUCCGACACGUACUGCUUGAACGUGAAGCGGCACUGCAGUCUUCGCCGCGGCCCAGACCAGCGACAGUGGUGGUGGGCACGACAAACAGCGUGCCUCACCAUGGCUACUCCGACGAACUGCGCCGCUACGUGGACCGCCUUUAUCAGGAGGCGGAGGCUGGUGCCGCGCAUGUGCGUCAGGCAAUUCUGCCCACCGUGAUUCCGACGGGUGCCGCCGCAGCGGUAUCGUCCCUCGCGCCCUCACCUCAGCUGCCAGCCUACCAGCUGCAGCAGAGGCAACGCCAGUCGGAGCUAGAGCAGCUCCGGGCAGAGGUAGCGGUAGAGGGAGAGCGCAUGAGGGCCGAUACACAGCGGUGGCGCGCCUACCUUCAGCAACAGCAGCAACAGCAACGGCUUUGA
This is a messenger RNA of Leishmania major strain Friedlin, 2289 nucleotides long. RefSeq lists its product as hypothetical. Bases 1 to 2289 code for a protein of 762 amino acids. The record is from RefSeq and is a predicted model, not a curated record. Lineage: Eukaryota; Euglenozoa; Kinetoplastea; Trypanosomatida; Trypanosomatidae. The transcript has a single exon.